GUAGGGCUAAUAUUGGCACAAAGGCGGUGCAUGAAGUACCCAUAUCGUCAAGCCUCUUGCUUCAGACGUAAAUGCUGGAUUGUUGUGACGGCUUGAAAAGAUGAAAGACAGCGUUGAACUCCAUGCACCAUGACUGCACUGUGACAAUACCAAGGACAAUCACGUACACGCGAAGUGAGCAGUGAGGGAAGCAGUGAACAACUUGUUGGGGGCAUGCCAAGGGCGGAUGGAUACUAGUGUGGCGUCUUCCAAAUCCAAGGUAGCUUCACGAAUGGGACGACCUGCAUGUAAGACCACUGUCCUUUCACGGAAGACUAGCUCACUCUUGGAAGGAAGACUCUAGCUGGACAGACAUGUUUAUACGUGGUUCACCUACAAUGUAGAAACUGUACGGUGAUUUAGAAUGAUUGAUAUGGAAUUACCUUUGUAACGUCGACGCUCACGAUGCCUGAGACAAGGGACGACGGAAAACAGGAAAGCGCGAAGCAGAAGAAUACAAAAAGCGUCCAGUUCAACCUGUCAGACAACACGACUAUCUUGUUGGAGCCCGAGCAUGAGCUGACAGGCGGAAAUACCGCUGUUAAUGGCAGUCCCUACGGAAACCACCUAAAUCACAAGAAACCGGAGGAGUCUAACAGCAUCAUGUCCGCAGAGAUCGAAAAGCUGAAUGAAGAGUUGAAGGCUUUACGUGACAAACUGGAGGAAGAGGUAGAAGAACUAAGACAAGAGGUGAACUACAAGAGGAAAACAUAUCUUGCCCAAUCCAAGGAGCUGGACGCUUUGGUAGAGCAAGAAAGGACGAAGAGAGAGGAAAACCUGCAAGAAAUAAAGUCGGAGAUUGAGUCCAAAAUAAAGGACAGGCGACAACGCUGUGACCAACUUGAUAAGGAUCUCACUGCGAGGGAAACAGACAUCGACGAAAGGACUAAGACAGUGGAGGAAAGAGAGAAAGAGUUACAUAAGAGAGAAAAGGAGAUAGAGAGAAGAGUAGAGCAGUGUGAGACUAACGACAGUCAAGUUUCCGACUGGGAGAAGGAAUUAGUGACAAGGAAAAAGACAUGCCAGGAUUUCCAACAAGAGCUUGACGACAUGGAGCGGUACUUGGACAAGCGACAGGAAAUGUGCAACAGCAAGGACGACGACUUGAAGAUGCUGGACGAGGAGUUGUCCAGGCUACGGGCGGAGCUACAGAAGAACAUAGAUUCGAUGGAAGAGGACGCAGUACAAGAGAACGCAGAGGUGAUCGGCAGACUGAGAAGCGACUGGGAAGCUCUGAAAGCAAAGAGACGCCAGGCUGUAAGCAACUUGGUACAACAGACAGCCAACAGGUUGAGCGCAACCUCGCCGUCCGCGGUUGUCGGUAACACGGCAGAGAAGACAGCGGAGGGAAACACCGUCCUGCAGGCCGUGGUCAGGAAGUUACAGCACGACCUGCAGGAGGCGGAGAACAGCAUGGAGAAAAAGGACCAGGAGAUCUGUCAACUGGGAAGAAAGGUGUUGUUUUUGGAGACAGAAGUUCAGAAGAGGGACCAGAAGGCGAAACAGCUGGAGGCUCAGCUGACCAUUUCACUGGGAGAGAUCAGGAGGAAGGAGUCAUCCGAGAGACAGGAGCCUUCGCACAGAAAACACCAGGAUAGAUCAGCCAACAGUACACAGGAGGGACACCGUGCUCGAUCAGGGACCUGGGGAGCGGAGUCCAGGGGAAGCAGGAGUUCCAGUCACAGAGAGGAGGGGCCGAGGUCUGACAAGUCCUCCAGCUCCAGUGGCAGCAGACACUCCAUCAUGAAGGAGUAUGACAUCAACAGUAGUAAGGCCUGCAGUAUCAUGUAGAGACAUCUGAGAGGAAUACUGUCAACGCUGCUACCAGUAGUGUGAAAGACGUAAAAAUUCGCGUAAAUUAUCGUCUUGCAACAAGACACUUUGUGACAAAAAUCCAAAGUCCACACUUAACUGCAACGUGUACUUUUGAGCGAACAUGGCAUGCAGCAGCAGUGGCAAGUGUCAGACAGAGACUCUGAUCUUGUAGAAUCAGCAGUUCUACUGUUAGAGAUCCCAAUCAGAGUCUCUGUCAUCAGAAUCUGAGAUCUGGAUGCUAAUGUGUUAGGGAAAAGGUAAAAAGUGAUCUCGAACCAGUUACGCUCAUUGAAGAGCUACUCUUCCACUGGUCGUGACAGAGAAGACAGACGCUAUGUACAGUAUUUAUUGGUUCAUUGUACUGAGGAAAUUCCCCUAGCUCUUUUCGACAAGCACAAUGAACAGAGGACCUGACGGCUUUACGUCCCGUCCGAAGGACUGCGACCCUUAACAGUAGCGUGCAUGUCGGGUGAGCGACAACAGCAGGGAUUCGAACUCCCAACCUCUUAGUCCAGAGGCAGGAUCGCUAACCACUGGAAUACUCAUGCUACUGGGUGGUUUACCAUUUACAAAAUGCUAAAUUGUAAGUAAAUCCAUUUACCCGAAGUUGAAAAAUUUUGUCUAUCUUUUAAGCAAAUAUCUUGAAAUUUACAGACCCCAGUCGGGAUAUCUGCAGGUAGAAUUGCAGACUCUACCAGAUCAGAGUCUACAACGACACAAAUAAAGUUACUGCAGAGACUAUGACAGGUUCUAUGAUGUAACAGAGUAUUAGCUAUGUAGGAGGGCAGCUGGUUCACUGCACUAUGACUUCUGAGUCUUUUGUGUAUUUUUUGCAGCAAAAAUCAAACUUUUUAAACUUUAUUUUAAACUUUCUUGACUUUAAAGUUUAAAGAGAGGUUUUAUUGAAACUACUAGUACAUGUAAAAGAAGGGGCAGCUAGAUGUACAUGUAGAUUGAUAUGAUGUAGCCACCGUCGUUCAGAUAAUUGUGGAACUGUAAGAGCUGUACAUAAAACAGUACAUUGGGUCUUUAGCUACUGAAAGUGUGGUAGUCUAGUAAUAGCCGAAGUCUGUCGAAUCCGACUUAACCAUUUUCCAACUCUGUCCCGAAUGCAAAUUUGCAGAACCAGUGGUCCAGUGGAUAUCAAAACGAGAAACACUUCAAUAUUUCGUUCAAAGCAUUCAGGACUGUGUAAAGUAAAGGUGUUUUGUGUUAAAACCAAAUGUAAUGCUGUCAUCUAUUAAAAUAAAAGAUUAA
Molecule: messenger RNA, 3111 nt
Organism: Branchiostoma belcheri (Belcher's lancelet)
Lineage: Eukaryota; Metazoa; Chordata; Leptocardii; Amphioxiformes; Branchiostomatidae
Product: myosin-8-like
Exons: 12
Coding region: 445-1830 (461 amino acids)
Source: RefSeq, a predicted model, not a curated record